AUGAUUAAUUGGAUAUUUUUCCUUUUGAUUACUGUGACUUUUGGUAAAACCAUCUUGUUAACCAAUGAUGAUGGUUGGACUUCAACGGAUAUAAGAACUUUAUAUAGGGAUUUGAAAAAAGCCGGACAUGAUGUAAUAAUGGUGGCUCCAGUAAGUCAAAGAUCAGGAUUUGCUGGACAAUUUGUAGUACCAACAUCAAAUAAACUUGAAACUGAUGGAGAAUUUUCAUAUGUUAAAUCAGGAGCUCCAGCAUGGGAUUAUGAUAAACAAGCUAAUGAUACUAAUAUUUGGUAUUUCAAUGGAACUCCAAGUUCAGUGGUUGCUUUCGCUUUUGAAUAUUUGUUACCAACCAAAUUUCCUGAUACAACUGUUGAUUUAGUUGUUGGAGGAGUUAAUCAAGGACCUAACUUAUCACCAGGAUUCUAUACUGCUAGUGGUACUAAUGCUGCAUGUUAUAGUUCAAUUUACAGAGGAUAUCCAGCUAUCUCAUUUUCAGGUUAUGCUUAUCAAUACAAUAAUUCAUUCUUCAAAGAUUCCAUGGAUACUGAUGAUAUGAAUCCUGCUAACAUUUAUUCCAAAUUAGCUAUUGAUUUGAUUGAAAAAGUGUUGGAAUCAGGAUUACCAGAAUUAACCGGAUUGAAUGUUAAUUUCCCAGCAGCAGGGCAUUUGAAUGAAAAUUGUACUGAACCAGAAUGGGUGAAAACCAGGGUGUUAAAUAAGAACAUUUUCAGUCAAAACUUACAAUAUGAUACUGAAACCAACACUUUCGAUGUUAAAUAUAGUACAUUCCAAAAUAUCGAAACUGAUUGUAAAGAUGGUGAUAGUGUUUGUGGGUUAGAUGGAGAAUUUGAUGUUUAUAACAAACAAAACUGUCAAACCACCAUUUCUGUAUUCACUGUGGAUAAUACUAUCGAUAGUACUACCAAUGAUAAGGUUUAUAGCUCAAUUGAAGAUUUAUUUUAA
Messenger RNA from Yamadazyma jaroonii, 963 nucleotides. The record is from the annotation of a GenBank genome assembly. Lineage: Eukaryota; Fungi; Ascomycota; Pichiomycetes; Serinales; Debaryomycetaceae.